Molecule: messenger RNA, 2808 nt
Organism: Histoplasma capsulatum G186AR
Lineage: Eukaryota; Fungi; Ascomycota; Eurotiomycetes; Onygenales; Ajellomycetaceae
Product: SamB protein
Exons: 1
Coding region: 1-1872 (623 amino acids)
Biological process (GO): establishment or maintenance of cell polarity; ubiquitin-dependent protein catabolic process
Cellular component (GO): MUB1-RAD6-UBR2 ubiquitin ligase complex
Source: RefSeq, a predicted model, not a curated record
AUGAGGGAGGUCAAUUUCAGCAUUCCAAACGUCAACAAGGCGGCUGUCAACAUUACGACUACCCUUUACGACCGACGUGCCCUUGACUGCACUUCAACCCUUCCACUCAUCAAUUCGCUCAACCAUCUUGCCUAUCUCACCACAUCGUCUGCGAGAAUUCGUGAUAUACUUACAGUCGACGGAGGGAUUGAGCAGCUAGUAUGCAUACUAAAGGAAGGGAGAAGCAAGGACUUGAUGGAGAUGUGGAAAUGGAAUUUGGCCUUCCAGUGUGUCGUCAAUAUUGGAGUCCGUGGCACUGAAAACGUGAGGACGAGAGUUGUUGAGGCAGAUAUUGUACCGGUCGUUGCUACAAUCCUCGAUAACUACAUUCGCGUCGUCGAUAAAAUAAGGGCACGCGCUGAUGCUGAAGCGCAGCGGAACACCUCGAGGGUGUCUAAAACAUCGUCCCGUUCACGCGACCAGACCAAUCGCUCAUCUUUCUUUGAAAGAGCUCCCACAACUUCAGACCAUCGCACCACUCGUCGACAAGCCCCACCCCCGUCGAUUGAGAUUCCUCAUCCGUAUUCCCGAGAUGCCCAACAUGGAGAGUCUGGCGCAGUGGAAAUCACUCCGUCUCCUCAAGUCAUCCUAACGUCUCCCCCAGAGCGUACGACAUUUUCUCGUGACGCACGCAGCCACAGAACACAUGAAGGUCGCCAUCAGCCGGUAACACAUCGCCAUCGAGUAAUGCAGCCUCUGGCAACUGCUAUCCCUCCUGUGGAUGGCACAGCCGGUUUUGGCCUUCGACCUGUUCGUGAUGCCGACAGGUUGCCGUCUGUGGUUCCAGGCCUGCAACCAGGGCUUAACUCCCAGCCAGAGUCACCGACCACACCCCAUGCUGUAGGUGAACAUCAAAAUUCUGUUUCGCUGAAUGCCCGGCCAAGACGACGCCCUUCGAUUCGCCAACGACCUUCGGCAUCGGGCGAGUCUGACGAUGCAAAUGGAGAUGAUGUGGUCAUGGGAGAGGACCCUUCUCCACACCACGUUGCUGAACCCAUAGUUGAUGUGCAGAAUGGAAUGGAAAUCGAUAACGUUGGCGAGAGUGGCUCCAUGCUCGAUGGUAGCUCCGAAACCCAUGGAAUCACGAUUCCAAACCCAUCCGAUACUCCCGAAGCUGAAACUUUCAACAUCACGCACCCUUCUGCAAUUGACGUAAGCAUCAUAAACACAACAGCACAGCCCGGAAAUGGUGUUCCUGGCCUUUCGCCCGUCCGCCCAACUGCGUUGAACACUGCAUCUCCCGUUCCUCAGCAGACGCCCUACCCUUUCUACUUGAGAGAUCGCCAAGUUCCACCGGGAGUUUUGACUGCGAUGCCCCGUGAUGAAGAUGUUUUGAUGGCCUUGCAACUUCUAGCAUACGUCUCGAAAUAUUGCAAUCUGCGCUCGUAUUUCCAAAAGACACAUCUGGUUCCGAAAUUGAAAUUGGGGAAGGAUAUUCGCCUAUUGGACGAUCCAAAUGCUCCGUCUCAGCCUUCACUAGAACUGGAGGAGGAGGAAGAAGAGGAGGAGGAGGAAUAUCUACUUCCAGAUGACUUCAACAUAUUCCCGCUUGUUGAAAGAUUCACCAUUCGACACCACACCAAGGAUAUGCAAUACUGGGCCUGCGUUGUUAUGCGAAAUCUCUGCCGUAAGGAUGAUGCGCGGGGAGGAAUUCGUCAGUGUGCAUACUAUAAAUGUGGGAAGUGGGAGGAGUUCCAACGCCAGUUUGCCAAAUGUCGGCGAUGCCGCAGGACAAAAUAUUGUAGCAAAGAGUGUCAGAAGAAUGCCUGGGCAUUCCAUCGUCAUUGGUGCCACAUCACACCGGGCCCUUCCGAGCAGGCGCAACAACAAUAAACAAAGAUACUUUCUACCGGCCUCGUUUAUCCUCCUAGACCUCUCGACUCUGAACGCCAGAAACAUUUUUCAGCUACAUCCAUCUUAAAUCAUAGCGAAAUACAUUACCAAUCAUCAGCGAUUCCCCGAUUAUUUUAAAAUCAAGUAACUUUUUUGAAGAUGCUUUUUGUGCUUCUCUUUCGCCCUUAAUCAGAAUCAAACUGGCAGCCAACACUAGUUUUACAGACAUAUAUAUAUAUAAGUAUAUAAGUAUAUUUAUAUAUUUAGCUUUCGUUUUAUAAUUCUCGAAUCACACGAACGAAUUUCCUUAUCUUGCAGUGUACGCUUCCUCACAUCGCGUUUCCUUGUUUGACAUCUAUGGAUGAAAGUGCAUUGAUUCCUCCUUCGACAGGCAAUUCUCUUCUCCCCCUUCCCCUGCAAAUGCGCUUCUUUCGUCUCGUCCCAUUUUGUACCUCUUGCUGAGCUAGAACUCCAUUUCUUGAUACUAUCCCCCCAUUUAUCAUUUUUCUUUUACUUACAUAUCCACAGAUGGGACGGACGAAGGUUGGCAGAGACGUAAAGGUACUUAUAUUAGGCGAAUGCUUCUGCAUAUUUGAUGUUUUCGCUCUACAUUAUAUUAAUUUUUGUUUUUAUCUCUUUUCCGAUGUCUCUAUUCAAUUAUGGAUCUUUUUUGUACAUUCUACAGCCACGCGCUUUGCCGGCCAUCCUUUUAGCUGAACUUUUGAUUUAUUAAACGUUUUGUUCCUUUUCUUUCUGUUCCUUUUGCUUUGACAGCGAUUCCUUUUGAACUGCGUUUUCUUUGGCUUUGCUUUGCUUUGCUUUAACCGUAUUCUCUCCCAAUAAAAUGAACAAACGUUUCUCUCCAGCAUGUAGUACAUGGAUUAUCCAUUUGUUUACCCCUCUCGUUCGUGGAAACCGUCUCCUAUCGUAUUAAUU